ACUUUGCAGUUACCUAAGUGAGAAUGGAUAUUUACGAGCCUUUCUUGAAUGUGACACAAAUUCGACUGCGCAGUUCAGGGACCGUUGUCUGCGUGUUGGUGUGCAUCAUAAACUUGUGACAGAGGUAAGUGUGGGAGAAGAGGAUUAUCGAGAUUAAUUGAGUAUUAUUUAGUUCAAAUAAAGACACAAGUGGGGCUUAUUUACUGAAAUUGAAACAUUAUUUUAAUUUUUUAGUUCGUUUCUUCGUGGGGUCAGGGGUUAGGGUUCAGCUGGGAAACAUUUUCCAUGAAUUACUUCACCAUCGCCCUUAAAAACUUUAAAAGUGUUCACCAGUGUUCACAACUAUUACGUUUGGACAUUUUACCGCCGUAUUAUUGGUGCGUGAUUUCCCGCUAUAUUAUCUGUUUUUCUAGCUGUUACGACUCUUAAGUUGAUGAGCGAUAAAUUGUAAUCACACUGAAAGUCAAAUUAAGAGAUAUGCAGUCUGUACAAUAGAAGAAAAUAACCCAAAUAUAUAUGUUAGGGAAAACUACGCAGUCGCCUGUGGAGCCCAUUUUGCGACCGGUUACUUAAUUUGUAAAGAGGCAUUCACGUGUAUUUACAAAGAUCGUAAAUACGGAGUCCUCGUUACACGUUGAGCGGAAAUGACUGCCAACUCACUUAGAAACCGGUUUCAGUUCUUAGGUAACUCCGCUACUGUCGUGGGUGUAGCCUAUGGUGUUGGUCAGCCGUGUAAAUCUCACUUUAUCUUUCAGAUUUGGAAGCGGUACAAUAUCAUUCAUGCUACUCUAACGUGAUAGUUUCUUUUUCCCAUUCUGCCGGCAUGCCCUGAAUGUGGCAAACCGCUGACGUAAAACGAGGGAUUUGGGGCGCAAGAUUAGGCCUGUAGGAUGCUUGUGCUCCAGCUCCAGCCAGCUGCCUGCCCCCUCUCUCCCUCCCUCCUCCCCUGUUUCAGUGAAGAGCGGCUUCUGUGUUACAACAAUGGAGGUUUCCAGCAAUGACUGUGUGAAUUUUAGUUCCUCAAAUAACUUUCAGCUAUGCCUGAAUGCUUUCAACUGUCUUCUCUGCUUAGAUGUCUGCUGCACAGAGUCUGCGUGUUCUUCAAUGGUAUUCAAAGCCAGGUACUUCUGAAGAAGUUAUCAUCCACUUCUGUCCACAUGCACAAUGUUACGCGUUGUCUAAUCACUUUUGUAUGUUUUCUAGGCACAUUUGGAUGUGGUCCUGUGGUGUUGAGGUCUUUCAGCCUCAGUGUGCAGAGAAAGGGCUACAGUGAGUUCUACUUUCAAACUGUUCAAUGCUACAAACCAAGUGAUGUUUAUACAAGGCAUUCACAGUAGAUAAACUUAGUGUUUGAAACUAUCUACUCUCUCCUUUUGCUUUCCGUGCAGAGUAUGUAAAUGCACAGGAGCUACCAACGGACAUGAAAUCCAUCACUGACCGGGCUGCCACUACCCUCCUAUGGACUGAACUCUUUAGAGGUAGCAAAGAAUCACACACAUGCAUGUGAUAUGCAUUAUUUAAGAAUGAACAAAUCAGACAAAAAUGCAAAAACAGACAACAAAUAAAUCAAAGUAGGGGAGAGUGGGGUAAGUUGAGCCACCCCCUGUUGCUUGGAAAUGGUAAAAGUAAACAAUAAUGGGAAAAGGUUAAACUCGAUAACAGUCAUGUUAGCUAUAUACAGGCUUGGAGCAAACCUGAACCACAGCUCAGUUGGAUGUUUGUUGUGUGAAUAUGAUGAAUAACUCUGGUAUUGGUCAUUAGAGUGAGUUGUGGAUGUCCUUGGAUCUUUAAAACCUUCCUGCAGGUCUGGGGAUGACCAUGAGUUAUCUGUUCCGUGAACCUGCCACCAUCAACUACCCAUUUGAGAAAGGCCCUCUGUCUCCUCGCUUCCGUGGAGAGCAUGCCCUCCGCCGCUACCCUAAUGGAGAGGAGCGCUGCAUUGCCUGUAAACUAUGUGAAGCCAUUUGUCCCGCUCAGGUGAGCACAAACACACUACACUGCUGCUAUACAGAUUGAACCCUGUUAGUGUAGAGAGCUUGUCAUUUCGUUUCUUCUCAAAAAUAAACCCGAUAAUAGGUUCGACCCGUGUGAAUUCUGGAUGUAUGAGAGCAGGGAUGACCUUUUGUUUUUCGUUUAUAGUUUAUCAUACACUACCUACAUCAUCUUGGCUUUUACUCAUUUCAUUUGUAUCAUCAAAUGUAAUUGUUUCUUUUAAAAACUUUGGGCAUUUACAAGCUUAAGUUCUGUGAAAUUUCCAUGUUGUUUUUACAGCAUCCAGGGUUUUCUACACUUCUCUCUGUAUAGAGAACAUAGGUUGUGGCUUAUUCCAAAUGAAGUGCUGUAUAUAAGGUAGAUGUGUCUGUCAUAUCUGACUUUGAUUUGUCUUCUCUGGUUCUCUCUGUGUUGAGCCUAGGCCAUCACCAUUGAAGCUGAGACUCGAGCUGAUGGCAGCAGGAGAACUACACGCUACGACAUUGAUAUGACCAAAUGUAUCUACUGUGGCUUCUGCCAGGAGGCUUGUCCUGUUGAUGCCAUUGUUGAGGUAAGUUCUGUUUCAAAACAUAUAUCAAGCAUAUAAUUCUAUAUUAUGAAUAUGUAUUUUGAUAAACAGAUGUUAAUUGUCUUCUUUUUCACAAUCCUUUCAUUAGGGUCCAAACUUUGAGUUUUCCACUGAAACUCAUGAGGAGCUGUUGUACAACAAAGAGAAGCUGCUCAACAAUGGAGACCGAUGGGAGGCUGAAAUAGCAGCCAACAUACAGGCAGACUACCUGUACAGAUAGACCCACAGAUGUAGUGCACUAUUCUCCCAAAGUUGUCCUCUUGUGCUUUAAAACGGUUAUUUGUGGCUUUAAAAAAUAUUCUAGAGAGUGUCAUAUGUAAAGUAAAGCCUCGAGGCCUCAGAUUCUGUUUUUAAACAGACAUGAUGUAAACACGCACAAUUGUCGUAUUAUGUGAUGUCCAAUUGCACUGAUUUAACCUGUGAAUCAAUGUCAUGACCCAUAUAACCAAUGCACUUUAUGUCAUAGACUAUUUCCGGCUGCACUUCAAAAGCCUGUUUUACCUCCAUGUAGUAGCUAUAGGCCAUCUUUGAUCAAGUAGGCCUAAUUAUGUAAUGUUGCUAAAACAUUCUGAAUUACUGAAAUAAAUGUCUCCGAACAUCAAAAAUUAUCCCUUUAUUUUAAGUAUUACUAAAAAGGAGAGGUGACUGACUUAUUUAAUGAUCACCCCAUAACUAUCAAUAUAUGCACUGACCAGAUAUGUUUAUUUCUCAGACAAACAAGGUGUCGCCCGUCUGUUUAUUUUUAAUCUGCCUUUUUAUAUAAAAGUGAGCUAAAUAAAAAACAAAGAAAGUCCUGCUUUUCAUAGCUAAUAUAUCUCAACAGAGUGUGUGAGGGGCUUUUACCCAAGAACACUAUCUUUGAAGGCAUAUUUGUUCCUCUGAUCCAAAACCUGCUUUUUCCUACAGGCACGUGUUCGAGUGAUUUUCACCUGGCAAUAGUGAUAGAGGGUAAAGUAGGUUUGGGUGGAUUUAAUAGCUGCAUAUGUGGGAGAAUAAGGUCAGUAAGAGUAGUCUUGGAAUUUGCAUGCUAUCUUUAUUUUGCGCAGUGGUUAUGACUAACUAUCACAAAGCAGUUAUUUUCAAGGGAAUUCAUAUGGUGAUAAGAAAUGUUUUAGUCAUCUGGUCAUAUUUACUCUCUCAAACUACCAUAUUUUGGUUCUCUCUCCUGCAGCUGUUAUUGUGCCGAAGACCCUGAGUCCACCAGGGAAGACUCACAUUCCCCAGGAAUGGGUGGAAAAGCAUUUUUAUUUGGUCUCCUCAUAGCACUUUUUUUCCCUCCCUUUGGACAUUGCACAGUUAAAAAUAAAAGAAAACUACUUUAA
Xyrichtys novacula (pearly razorfish) is the source of this 3882-nucleotide messenger RNA. The record is from the annotation of a GenBank genome assembly. NCBI's taxonomy places the organism in Eukaryota, Metazoa, Chordata, Actinopteri, Labriformes, Labridae.